Solanum lycopersicum (tomato) is the source of this 1403-nucleotide messenger RNA. NCBI's taxonomy places the organism in Eukaryota, Viridiplantae, Streptophyta, Magnoliopsida, Solanales, Solanaceae. The record is from RefSeq and is a predicted model, not a curated record.
AAGACUUGACAUAAUUUAGGUGUGCAUAUAAUUAAGUGUGCCAAAUUUGAAGAGACUUUUAACAGUUACAUCCUAAAAUUAUUAAUUAAGUACUCAUUGGAGAAGCUCUAUAAAAGCAGCUAAAAUUAGUAAAAGCAACAUUCAUAAAAAAAAAAAGAAUUGUUUCUUUAGUGAAAAUGUACUCUUCCCUUUUUACUAUAGUUUCUUUAGUUAUCUUCUUCUUGUAUUUCAUUCUAGUUAGUAAAAACAAAAAAAAAAAGAAACAAGGUUGCCUCCAGGUCCAUGGAGACUUCCUUUUAUUUGAAGUCUUCAUCACUUGAUUGGAAGAGGAUUUUUGCAUCCUACUCUUAGAAAUUUAGCACAAAGGUAUGGGGGUGUUAUGUACUUACAAAUUGGAGAAAUUCCUGUUGUGAUCGUAUCAUCAUCUACUAUUGCAAAACAACUUCUAACAACUCAUGAUCUCGCCUUUUCUGAUAGGCCACAAUCUACGUCCACAACCAUCCUAUUUUAUAAUAAUAAAGAUAUUGUAUUUAGUCUAUAUGAUAAUUACUGCAAACAAAUGCGUAAAAUUUGUAAGGUACCAACUUUUUAGUACAAAGAUGGUCAAGUCCUUUAGUACGAUUCGUAAAGAUGAGAUUUCAAGUCUCAUUUCAUCGAUUCGUUCAACAAAGGGUUCUCCAGUUAACAUGACAGAAAAAAUAUUUUGGUUUACCAAUUCUGUCACUUGUAGUGCAGCAUUUGGGAAGAUGUUCAAAGAUCGAGAUGAGUUUAUAAAAUUGUUGAAGGAUAUAUUGAUAUUAGCGUCAGGAUUUUAUGUGACUGAUUUGUUUCCUUCUUGGAAAUUACUUCACAAACUGAGUGGCGCGGAAUCUAGAUUGAUGAAUGUUCAUAAAAAGAUUGAUGAAAUUAUGGAAGACAUCUUAAAGGAGCAUCUUGAAAAUAAAGCAAAUAGAAAUAAGAGAAUUGGUGAUCAACUUGGAGGUGAAGAUCUUGUUGAUGUUUUACUUAACCUUAUGGAGGACGCUGAACUUGAAUGUCCAAUCACAAAUGACCACAUUAAAGCUGUGAUUCUUGAUGUUUUUAUUGCUGAAAGUGACACUUCAUCUACAGUUACUAUUUGGGUAAAUGAUGAAAAAUCCAAAUAUUAUGGCGGAAGUGAGAGAAGUGUUUAGGGGAAAGAAAAAUUAUGAUGAUGAAGAAGAUUUGGAAAAAUUGACAUACCUAAAAUUAGUGAUUAAGGAGACAUUAAGAUUACAUACACCAGCUCCUCUUCUAGGACCUAGAGAUGCAAACAAAUGUUGAUGGAUAUACCAUACCUCUUAAAACUAAGGUUUUAAUAAAUAAAAAUCCUGAAAGUUUUAUACCAGAGAGAUUUGAUUUUAUGGAAAAUCAUUUUGAAUUUA